This is a messenger RNA of Lingula anatina, 1077 nucleotides long. RefSeq names its product polypeptide N-acetylgalactosaminyltransferase 2-like. The record is from RefSeq and is a predicted model, not a curated record. NCBI's taxonomy places the organism in Eukaryota, Metazoa, Brachiopoda, Lingulata, Lingulida, Lingulidae. Gene Ontology annotation, molecular function: polypeptide N-acetylgalactosaminyltransferase activity. Gene Ontology annotation, biological process: protein O-linked glycosylation. Gene Ontology annotation, cellular component: Golgi apparatus.
AUGGGAACUGAUUGGCUGCAACCUCUGGUCGCCAGGAUCAAAGAAUGCCGCUCGUGUGUCGUCAUUCCCGUCAUGGAUCUGAUAAAACCGCACGAUUUUGAGUUCAUGAGAGCCGUGCCAGACUUUCGCGGUACUUUUGACUGGGAUAUGACCUUCCGGUGGAGGAAAAUACCCAUUGAUGUUCUGAAGAACCGUGAGGGGGAGCUUUCACCGAUUCCCACCCCGACCAUGGUUGGGUGUGCACAUGGCAUCGACCGGAAGUAUUUCUGGGAGCUCGGAGCGUAUGAUACUACGAUGGAAAUUUGGGGGGCGGAGAAUAUCGAACAUUCAUUUCGCAUAUGGAUGUGUGGCGGUCGCCUGGAGACCAUUCCGUGCUCACGUGUUGCCCACGUGUUCAAACAUGGCGGUCUGACGUAUACUUUUAAAAGUGUGAAGACCAAAUCGAGUGCCAUAAUCCAGAAGAAUCAAAUAAAGACGGUGGAACUUUGGCUAGACGAGCACAGAGAUAUCUUUUAUGCCACGCAAUGGGCCAUUGAGCCCGUGAAUUAUACGCACAUUGAACAGCGCCAGGAGCUGAGAAAACAAUUGGGAUGUAAACCGUUUUCUUGGUACGUCGAAAAUAUCAUCCCCGAUACACCGGUACCUUUAAAAUCUAAUCUGUAUUUCGGACAGUUGAUUCACCACACGAAAGAGGACACGUGCCUCAGUUAUGACGUCACAUCUCGCGAUGGUCACGUGGUCUGCAGCACGCCCUGCUCAGAUCAGUACGUCGCCGAGCACGCCUUUCAUUUUGAUGCAAACGGUCAAUUUAUGUUUUACGCAAGGUGUUUUGAUUUAACUGAAAACGCAACACUCAAUCUUACCAGUGAAUGCAACAACACAUGGACAUUUGAAAAUUCUAUGCUCAAACAUCUUGGCACAAACCGUUGCUUGGGAUUGGACAGUGAAGGUCAGGUGACCAUGACGUUGUGCGCAGAGUCAGACGCCUCCCAGAAAUGGCGUUUUACUUACCAUUUUAAUUGGGACAUUGGAAAGAAAAAGCCGUGGGAAGAAACUUUGAGAGAAAAGGAAGAAUGA